Thermochaetoides thermophila DSM 1495 is the source of this 2223-nucleotide messenger RNA. RefSeq lists its product as uncharacterized. The coding region runs from base 1 to 2223 and encodes 740 amino acids. The record is from RefSeq and is a predicted model, not a curated record. The transcript is spliced from 2 exons. NCBI's taxonomy places the organism in Eukaryota, Fungi, Ascomycota, Sordariomycetes, Sordariales, Chaetomiaceae.
AUGGCUUCCCGUCGUCCACAGUCUCCCCCCCUUGAUGCCUUUGACUGGAUGUCCCAAGACGACUACGCACGCAUGACACAAGCCCAACCAGCAGGCAACCCCCAAGACGACAUGGGGAACUGGCAGUUUGAGGGUACCGCCGAGGCGAUCUUUGGUUCCUCCAAAUCCCCCGUUAAAACCAGCCCCUUUAUUCUAGCCGAUCAAGAAGCCAAAACCAAGUCCCCAACAACAACAACGGUUCCGAAACAGGACUCGAGUUCAAACCCCUCUAAGCCCGUUAGUCCGGGGGGCCUCCUCCGCCAGAAGAGCCUCGGUCCUGGACCGUCCACUCACGAGCGCUGGGAUGACCACCCCGAGAGACUGUCGCAUAGCCAUAUUCAGCCGAGGAGCAGUGUCAACUUGGGCAGAACUUCGAGCCAAAAGAGCACCGAAUCCGCCCCGGCUGCGGCGGUCAAUGUGUUUUCCCUGAAGGGAAAGGGCAAAGCACCGCUCUACGCAGCCCCGUCAAGUGCUACCACAACGACGGUGUCCCUGACAACUACCGCAGUGACUGCCACGUCGACCGCAGAAGAAAAGGGGAUGCUAGCUAGGGCGAAGGAGAAGCUCUUCGGGGCGAAAGGGCAACAGCAGGAUACCUCGCAGACAACAAAGGUGAUCGAAGUUGAACACGAUCAUAUUCGCAGGGAGGUUCAAAUCUCUGCAGAGACUGAAGAAGUCAGGCACUCCCAAGAGAUGGGAGAGGAGCAGGAUAUCCUUGACAGGCUCCGCCGGCUGGAAGGCAUGCCUCCUCGCAAGCCCUCUCGUUCGUUGCGGGCCCCGUCAAGCGAACAAAAGGACGGCAAGGAAAAAGAGAAAGAGACAAAUCCCGAACUUGCGAACCGGCCCCUGGGACGGAGGUCUUUGGGCAGAAGAGACGUAAGGCCGGAAACCGGGCUGUCAGUUGAUAUGGACAAUGACAACGGUGAGGAAACUAAUGUUGGCGCGCCUGGACGCUCAAGUUAUAACGAGACCAAUACCCAAGGGCGCUCGGGGUACAACGGCAUCAGCACCCAGCGGCAUUCAAGUUAUCAUGGCAUAAACACACAGCUGACUGUCGACGAAACGUUUGUUGCUACAUCUGGUCGUUCAGGAUACGACGGGAUCAACACUCAGAGCCGAUUGGGUUACAACGGUGUAAGCAAACAAAUUGCUGACGAGGACGCAGCCGUUGGCAUGUCCGGUCGUUCAGGGUACAAUGGCAUCAACGCUCAGGGGCGGUCUGGCUAUGGUAGCAUCAACACACGAGGUAAUGAUGAGGCGAUGCCUGUCGGCUCAUCUGGACGCUCUGGUUACAACGGCAUCAACAAGCAAGUCAGCGACCAAGACACGACCAUCGGCACGACGGGGCGCUCUGGGUAUAACGGUAUCAGCAUCCAAGGGCGUUCAGGCUACGAUGGCAUCAACAUUGAAGGACGUUCCAGGCACAAUGGCAUCAACAGGCAUGUCAAUAACGAGGAAAAGGCCGUCGGUGCAUCUGGCCAUUCAGGUUACAACGGUAUCAACACACAGGGGCGUUCUGGUUACAACGGGAUGCAUCUCCACGUGGAAGGAAAUGGAGUUGAGGAGGACAUUGAUGUUCGUCCGACUGGACGUUCCGGAUACGACAGCAUCAACAAGAAGGUCAGCGAUGAAGAAAUGGCUGGUGGCACAUCUGGACGGUCGGGCUACAAUGGCAUACAUUUGCAUGUGGAAGCAAAUGGCGUCAACAACCCCAACGCGGCGCCGAGCCCCGGUGCUGAUGCGGCUGGCUGCUCAGGCUACAACGGCAUCCAUCCUCAAAACCGCGGUCGUUCGGGAUACAAUGGCAUUGACAAGCACCGCAGGGCGACAGGUGAUGAAGUUGAUGUCGAGGGGCGCUCCGGAUACAACCUUGUCAACACUCAGAUCGUUGAUGACGACACAUCCGUUGGUGAAUCAGGCCGCUCAGGGUAUAAUGGCAUUCAUCGUCAUCCACAAGAGAGUGGCCGUUCGGGAUACAAUGGCAUCAGUACGCAGGUCACCCAAAACGAGACGUCCGUUGAUGCAUUCGGACGCUCCGGCUCCAACGGCGAACACCCGGUGCAGGCAACCAACGAAGAGGAGGAAGAAGUUGGCAUCGAUGGGCUGACGAUUGUCCUGCACCUGAGGGGCAAGGAGGACCUGGUGAUCAGUGCCGAUCUGAGGGGUGAGAAGCAUGUUGCCUGA